This is a messenger RNA of Kockovaella imperatae, 531 nucleotides long. Its product is annotated as Prefoldin. The record is from RefSeq and is a predicted model, not a curated record. Gene Ontology annotation, cellular component: cytoplasm; prefoldin complex. The coding region runs from base 64 to 513 and encodes 149 amino acids. The transcript has 4 exons. NCBI's taxonomy places the organism in Eukaryota, Fungi, Basidiomycota, Tremellomycetes, Tremellales, Cuniculitremaceae. Gene Ontology annotation, biological process: regulation of DNA-templated transcription; protein folding.
CUGCUCUCAUCAUACAACUGCUUUCAUCCGGAGCAGCACGUUACACCAGACGUUCGCCAAAAGAUGGCGGAGCAGCAGGUGAACUUGGCGGACCUGAACCUCGAGCAAUUGCAAGAGGUCAAGAAGCAAUUAGAUCAGGAGAUAGAACAUCUGACGAGCUCGUAUUCCCAGCUCAAGUCUGCUCAGGCGAAGUUUAAGUCUUGUGCGAGUGACGUCGAGGAGUUGAAACCGAGUUCGAAGGGAAAGCAGAUCCUAGUCCCCCUAACUUCGUCCCUGUAUGUACCUGGAAGACUAGCAGAUGUGGAGAACGUCAUCGUGGAUGUGGGCACGGGAUACUACGUGAAGAAGAACAAGAAAGAGGCUCUUGCGCACUACAACGGUAAAACAACGUUCGUUCAGGGCAAUCUUGAGACGCUGCAGAAGACCAUCGAGCGAAAACAGGAGAAUGCUCAAAUUGUGGUUCAGGUCCUACAGAUGAAGGUGCAGGAAGGGGGAGCUCGGCCCGCUCAAUGAUCGGUCAACAUAUCGACU